Messenger RNA from Anopheles stephensi (Asian malaria mosquito), 7962 nucleotides. Its product is annotated as PX domain-containing protein kinase-like protein. Lineage: Eukaryota; Metazoa; Arthropoda; Insecta; Diptera; Culicidae. The record is from RefSeq and is a predicted model, not a curated record. Gene Ontology annotation, biological process: early endosome to late endosome transport; endosome to lysosome transport; protein targeting to lysosome. The transcript has 6 exons. Gene Ontology annotation, molecular function: ATP binding; protein kinase activity; phosphatidylinositol binding. Gene Ontology annotation, cellular component: early endosome; extrinsic component of endosome membrane; late endosome. The coding region runs from base 927 to 2945 and encodes 672 amino acids.
AUGAAGAAAAAUCAAUCAAAAUUUUGGUCUCUCGUAAAACAAUCGUAAAAUCGUAGAAAUCCACCGUAGUGCGUGCGUUUGCGGCUCCCAAAAGACGGGCCAGGGCCCGAUAAGAAUAUGCAUUAGGCCAAACGGCAGUAAAGCAGAGUUCUUUUUGUUUUCUGUUCGUGGUACUUGCUGGUUGCUGCUUUUGCGUACACCUUGAUUUGUGCGAUUCAUCCAGUGCAAGAGUGCGCUACGGCUCUGGCGGAUUUGUUUUCGUCCUACGUCGCAGUGUGUACGUAUGUGUGUGUGUCUGUGUCCGUUCCGUUCUGUCCAGCUCAGGUGCAUUCAGGAAUCGUCCAGAUGCUGCGGGCUGCUGGUGCAUGCACAGUGUCCAAGAAGCUGAAUCGUUGCUAGACUUGCCAACAAAUCCAGCCAAACUCGUCCAGUGCGUCAUAAGGGCUAGCAGGCAAACCAGUGGGCUAAACCCCGUCAGGAAAACCCGUCUGGAAAUGGAAUAGCAAAGGAGAAGGAAAACGUUUGUACGAGACACGAUGCGCAGGAUGUGUACGAUGGAAAAAGUGUACACGUGUGUAUGCGCGUGCUAACCUGCCCUGGGAGUGUUCCCGGUGAUGAAACACUAGAUCCGGUGUGAGCGUACGAGUGUGUGUGUGGCUGUGCGUGGAAAAAGUGAACAGUCCCUUUACUCGGGGUGGAAACAGUCAUCAGGACAUUCAACCUGCUAGCCGCAGUAGGGCCAUCGUUUUCUUUUAGGACAUCCAGACUCCCGACUCCGAGUCCGGGUCCGCUUAUUUCUCGCGACACAGUUUCAAUGAGCCAAGGAUCAUCACGUCAGGCUGAGCAUUGUGUUCCGUUUCUGUUUGCUUUCCGGGAUCGGGGAACAUAUCCGAUUGCUGCUGCUGUUUCUGCGCCACGUCCAACAAAUGGCACUCUAUGAGCAAACCGAAACCACAACAAAGGUUACCCUAGACGACACCGAGACCUGCUGUUGCACUAUAGAAACAGCACAAACCAUCCAUGGGCAUACGGAGUAUGUGCUGCGAGUACAGCGUGGACCGUGCCCGGAAAACAGCUGGCGCAUUCUGCGGCGCUACAAUGAUUUUGCAUCGCUCAACAAGUGUUUGCAAAUUUCCGGGAUCGAUUUGUCAUUCCCGGGCAAGAAGCUAAUUGGUAAUAUGCGCCCAGAUUUCGUAGCUGAACGGUUGAACGCAUUACAGGAGUAUAUAAAUCAGGUACUAAUGAAUCCCAUUUUGGCAUCAUCGUUACCAACCAAAAAGUUCAUCGAUCCGGACAGUUACUCGACGCCGUUCCAUGAUUUGGCCCUACAGUAUGCGUCGAUGAGCUUGCGCACCGAGGGCGUGUAUACGCUCGGGCAGUCGCUCGGUCCGAUUGGAUGGCGCCUGCGGAAACACUAUUUCAAGGUGGUACACAAACCGCAGGGCAACAAGCAUUCGCCGGGCCAUUCGACGACAAAGCACCAUCUGAUCAAGUCGAGCUCGCAAUCGCACGGCAAGCAGCACACGACGCAGGUAUGCGUCACUACCUCGACCGAGAAGGAUUACAACAGCAGCACAAGGGACCACAGUGGCCGCGAUGAUCUUAUCCUGAGCUGGACCGAGUUCGGUCCCGAUCGGUACAUUGACGAGAAGGACAUACAUACGGUGUUGAAGAAUUUCGGCGGCGUCGCACACCCGUACAUCGUGCCGAUCGAGCAUAUCGCGUCGAACGAUACCGGGGCGCUGGUGAUACGGAAGUUUUACAAGCAGGGCAGCCUGAAGGAUGUGCUGUGCUCCGCCAGUCCGUGCAAUCCGUUCCUAUCGAAGUACGGCAGUCCGAAGGGAAGAACGCCGUUGCCGCUGAAGGAUUUGGCGCUGUACGCACGGCAAAUCCUGGAAGCGAUUCGAUUCCUACACUCGAAGGGUAUGGCGUGUGGGCAUGUGCACUGCGGCAACGUGAUAGUGGUGGACGGGAUCGCGAAGCUGAUGGAUGUGGAGAACUUUAUCUUUGGCGUACCCUCCUUCUAUCGGCCGUUUUUCGUGCAGCACAGCAAAAUCAACACGUGCGAAGCGAUCGACGUGUACGGGUUUGGCCAUUUGCUGUACGAGAUGUGUAUGGGCUACCCGUUGCAGGAUUCGUACGCACGCCAAAUAAGCGACUGUCCGGAUAGUUUAAAAUCACUGCUGGAAUCGAUCCUAUCGAAAGAUGCCUGCAAAUCCUCGCUUCCUACACUCGAUCAGCUGACGACGCACCCGUUCUUCAGCGAGUAUGCAGGGCAUUUUAACGAACUGUACGCGACGACGAUCGCUGUUCAGAAGCCACAUCUAAAGUUCUCUACCAGCGCCAAAGAGCAGCUAAAGCUGGCAGUUCAAAAGACUGAGAAUCGUGUCCGCGACGAACAGCGCUCCGUCAAGAACCAGAAGCGUUUGGUUCGGGUGCAGGAGAUGAUGACGUCCGAGGAGGAGAAGAAAAAGAUCAAACAGAAGGCUAAACACGAGCAGAAGCAGGCAAAGCUGCGCGCUCAAAACUCGCUCCAGCUAAACAACGGUCCACCGAUGACCGGACCGUCCGGGAUGGCCGCCACAGUGCAUCUGUCCAGCUCGACCGGCGGUAUCGUGAAGUCGGACAGUGCCAACAGCAUUACCUCACCGCAGGAAGCACUGAUGUCACCGCCGCCCCACGCAACAGACAGCGGCGGAAGUACGUCCCCCCAGCCACCUCCCUCAGCGCCACCGAUUCCGGGCCCACCCUCAUCGUUACCACUGUUUCCUGUUCCCGCCGAUUCCGGUGCCUCCGGUGGCGCCAGCGCUUCAGGUAAGCUUGCGAAGUCAAUUUCCGGCGACGAAUCGACUACCGGUAACCGCAGCGCUCUGCUACAAUCGAUUUGCAAUUUUAACAAAAGCGGACUGAAAAAGAUCAGCCCAACCGAUGAGGGUGGAAAAUAAAAUCGCUUCGCCGCUUAUCCGUCGUUGCUCCCGGUUGCAUUGGUCGCCGCCACACGGAAAAGGCUGUUUAUAGGCAAACACACACACACACACACACACUAGUGUAAUAGCAACCAUUGGGAUUGUAUGAAACGCUCGUUUGCAUCGUUGCUAUGUUUGCUAUGUUUUGUGGGCUGUGGGACUGAACCACUGACUGAAAGAGGGGGAAAAAGCGGAAGAAACGAUCUUCGCACGCCAAACAUACGCGUGCACGCUACAUCGUUCACAAAUCAAACGCAAGUGAGAAGGGAUUUCGGAAAAACAUAGACAAACACACGCAGGCAGAGGAUGAGAGCACGAUUUUUGGACCAAUUUUUCAUAACACUAGUAGCAAAAUCAAAUCCCAAAACAUUAUUAACUACAUAAAUACUUAACAAAGCAUUGAGUGUAAAUGAAGCGAGGAUAAAUAAGAAACCAAACAAAACAGUCGUGUAGCCAAAGUAAUAGAAGUACGUAAGAAGGAAACGAAAGUAACACUAGAAAUGUGGGAAUCGGCGAAGGUGCAACCGAAACCGUUGUUAGCUUUUUCUUUUGCGCUUAAAUAUGGUUUUGUGUGAUAUUUGUUUUUGAAAAAAAGCAGUAAAGUUUUGAAUGGUUUUCGUAUAUUUAGGAAAAAAAAAUCAAAUACUUUUCGUACUCUCUAUGUUCCUUCAUGUAGUUAUUUAUUGGACUAAGGAGCAGGGCAAGGUCCACAGGCUGCAUGUGAAGGUCCACAAGUGCACAGUGAAAUGAGAACGUGAAAAGAUAGGACAAAAUGAUUUUAUUUAAACUCACAGUUAGUUUUAUACUUCAAAUAUGUCAAUCAUUCUCAUUCGGCGAAAUCAUUUUUUACAGCAAAAUUUAGUGAUAACUUUAACAUAAUUUUGCAUAAAUUUUGAGCUCAAAUAAUUAUUUUUUAUUUUGUUGUAUUACGUUAUUUUUUUUUUUAUUCCUCAAGAACGGCCUGGCCGUAUUGCUAUAUAAAUGAUUUUUAUAAAUACCUUAAUAUACCUAUUCAUCUAGUUUUGGGUACCGUUUUAGCAAGUUUUAAAAUACAUACGUAAAUGCAACAUUUGAUUUUAUUUAAAUAAUAAAAAAAACAUACACCAGUAUUGAGCAACAAUAGGAUCGAACGUAUUAAAUACAUUGAAAAAAACAAUAUAAAGUGAUAAAAUAUCUUUUGAAUACUGUAACGAGCUUUUAUUAAGUUUAAUUUACAUUAUGUUUAUAUAAUUAACGGUUAAUUUAAAUAUCACUUAUAUGUCCUACGUGCUCAUGUACGCAAUUCACCGAGAACUUACACCUAUGGACCUAACCUACUCCUUAGCCAUUUAUUGUUAUCACAUCAAUUAAUGAAUAUCCGUUUGUUGAGGUGUAUUUCGUUAAAUGUUUGAGACACCAGUUUGCUUGUGCUACAUUAUAUGGAAGCAUUGUUUCGUUUUAAAUUCGUCAAGUGUCCGAGGCACACGAAGGCACACAUAGAACUGUAUAUUUAUUCUUUGUUAUUACUCAGAAGCCAAAUAUUUAGACAUAAUUUAGACAAGCCAAAUGCAGAGAGAGAGAGAGAAAAGCGAGUUGUUGUAUUUGUAGCAUUGAUUUACAGAGGAAAGGAACUAGGAAAACCCCCCAUUACGAUAGCGAAUAUUGGCGAAAGGGUAAAAAGGAACCUCAGUUGGAUAUUGAUAGGAAUUUUAACCACACAUACCAUCCGUUUCCGUGUUUGCGGAAUGUAAUUGCAUUACAGCAGGACUACCAAUUCCAUUAGUGUGUGUAGCUGGGUAGCUGGUUUAUUAGUAAGAUUAUGAUAAAAAUAGGCACGAGAGAUAUUGAUUUCGAUGCUGCGUUCGUAUGUCGUAUGGCCCUUCGUUACAGUACGAGUACAUUUCUAAGUUUCUAAACUAUUCGCACUUGACCGGAAAUUGACUUUUUCGAACAUUUCAUCAAAACACCCCUAUCACAUCUCUGCCUUGCUGCGUGCAACAUAAUAUUUGAUGGAAAUGAAAUUUGACAAAUAUUGAACUUAACGCCUAAUGUUUUCAAAAAAAAAAAAACAAAAGAGAAAGUAAACAAAUCUAUAUGCAUAAAUAUAUCAUCACUGUGGAGAUUAUUUGUGAUAUUGUACCGUACCGCCGUACCGCUAGCACGGAAUUGCGUAUUAAGUAUAGUUGUGUCAGUCUGCUAUCUUACUUUCAACCAAAAGAGAGAAAAAAAACGGAAUAAUGUAAAUUUAAAUCAUGACCUACGCUUGUUAAUGUUUAGUGCAAAACUGCAAAAUUGACUUGUGAUAUGAGUUGUAUUAUAACCGAUUUGUUAACACCGAUUUGUUUUAUGUUUACACUAUCCCGUCUAUAAUUUGCAUAGCCAAACGUUCGACGCAUAGUAAGGAACAUAAGUGUGGGAAGUAAUCCGUGCAUCAGUUGAAUAGAUUUCGUCUUUAAAAUUAACAGCUGAAAAUGUUUCCUGAGUUAAUGCCGCAGAAUGCAAGAUGGUAGAUGUAUACCUAAAUAUACUUAUUAUACACAUACAUAGAUAUCAUUAUCGUCCGUUGUAAUUGCCGAUCGAGAGAGAGAGAGAGAGAAAGAGAUAGAUGGAAAGAAAAAACAUUGUUCGCUGAUGGAAAUGAUCUUAUGAGCAAAACACAAACACACUGACAGACACGCUAACACUAACUCUGACGAAAGAGGAACAGGAGCACAUCUUAACCUAAUCGGACAAACUAGGCUUUUUAAAAAAAUGUAUAACGGACGCAUCUGUUUCAAGCGGUUGAUUGGUAGUGUGGUAGCAGACUGUCGGUACCGCCCGGCCGAUUCACCAUGGUCACUAGCGUAUGAUAAAGCGGCUAGAGCCACGUAGCGAACUAUCGCGUACCGUACCAUAAUAUUAUUAAUAACAAUAGAUGUUGUAUUUGCAUCUGAGGCUUUAGUGUACUGCUAAAAUGGUGGCCCUCGCGUCACUGAGAAGAUUCGAACGGCUGUCUAGGAGGGUGGUCACCAUCGUUGGUGGUGUUUCGCUUUCAAAGGGACGCUUCCAGUCCAAAGAUGUGCGAUAAAGCAAACCAAACUAAAAGUAUAUGUUUAGUGCCAUUACGUUCUAGAUAACAAACAAAAAAACAAAAUACUGAAAUUAAAACAUUUAAAAUAUUUAAACAGAAAAACAAACACACACACGGAAAGAGCGACAUAUAAAGGACAACACAAACAUGAACCAAGGCGCAGAAAAACAUGCGAAGAAGCAGAGCAUAGUUAUACCGGUCUGGCCGUCCUUACAGCAGCAACAUUCGCGCAUCAGUUUUGCGGACCUUUCGCUCCGGUAUAGGGGGGAUAGCGAUAGACAUGAAUUAAUAUCACCCGUAACAAUAGUCCACACGUGGAAGUAUUUUACUGCUGUUGAGACGUUACAAUGAGAAUCUUCUACACGUUAUUAUACAUAUACAUAUAUAUACAUAUACAUAUAAAUAUAUAUUUACUAAAGCGCUAGUAAAAAGUAAACAAAACCAACACAUCUGAUCACAGAUAAACAAAAUCAACAAAACCAACUGUAUUUCUUACUAUAAUUGUGAUUUUAUGUGGAAAAAAGUGUAUCCUGAUAUAUCUCCCUUUGAUAACAAUAUUAUACAAUCAUAAACGAAACACGAAACACGAUGGGGGAGAAAGGACAGCAGCGCACAACUGUUGGGAAAUGGAUGCGGCACAUUUGGGGGGGAAAAAAAACGAUGGAACAAAUCUGUAACGAAGGAAGAAAUUAUUCAUAUUAACUGUGUAACGCACGUGAGUAAACAACUAAAUGCUGAACUAAAAACAAAUUUAACAAAAAACAAAACACACACACAUUAAAUGUAAACCAUUCCGUAAUGAUAAAAAGUAAAACAAAGAAACAAACAGGCAAGAGAUCAAAACGCAUACCCCACCACGAUCCUAAUGUGGAGGCGGUAGUCGGUAGCUGAAGUGGGAAUAAGGAAUUUUAACGUAACGUUUAAAGAAAAGUUUCUUAAAAAAAACCAUCUGACAAAGUGGUUGAACAGCGAGAUAGGGAAAGAUAGAGGGAACUAAAGUAUUUAACGAUGUGCUAACUAGAAAACGAUGACUUGGAGGGUGAUGCACUUUUGCAGAUGUUGCUUUCGAUAUGUAUUUGUAAAUGUUUGCUUUUACAUUGGUGUUUAAGUGCAUGAGACAUUCCAUGCUGAUCCUAUGUUCAAUAGAACUGAUCCUAGCGUUGCGAUUUUAAAAUGGCUUUUGUUUCAUUUAAUUAAUGCUAUUGCCUGUUACUGUUGUAUUUUAUGUAAUGGAUUGAUCUGUUUUGUAUUAAAAAAAAUCAUAUUUAUAUCAGAUUUAAAUGAUGAAGUUUAAACAAAAAAAUUAAACUAUUUUGUGCUAGUUGUGGCCGGUUUCUUGCCCAUAGUCUUAGCCCAAUUUUUAACGCACCCUGUGCAUGCUAAUCCCUCAGCAGUGCUCGUACAUUACACAUGUAACGCUAAUGUAACGCGAACGGAAGGAACAACAAAAGUUAAACAGAACAUUAAUGUAGAGCGCGUUAGCGUAGUGCAAGAGAAUCAAUCAACCGAAGAAGAGAUAGAAGUAAACAUAAAUGGGCGCAAACAAAAAAAAAAACAAAAACAGUGGCCCGAACACAAACUAAAUACAAUAGAAAUCAUAACGGAAGUGUAGUAUUACCGGAAGAUGCAUUGCUCGUCGUCGUCGUCGUCGUCGUCAUACUCGUAACAUUGUCGUAGUUAAACAUCUUAUCAACUUUUGUCAUAAAUUUGGAAGCAGCCGUGCUGUUUGCCGGGCGUAGCGUGUGUGGUGCAAGAUUUCUUGGCGUGAGAAUAAGUGCUGCGGCUUCCUACUAGCGCGGGAAAGAAAACGCAAACACGAAAACCAAAGCAUGGAAGAGAAGCAAAACAAGACAAAGGAAAACUAUCGUAAAACUGAAUCUCUUAACAUCUUUCUAUUACAACCAAUCAAAAAAACGGAUAAAUAAAGAACCUGUCUUCAUUGGAGUA